Molecule: messenger RNA, 2535 nt
Organism: Lachancea lanzarotensis
Lineage: Eukaryota; Fungi; Ascomycota; Saccharomycetes; Saccharomycetales; Saccharomycetaceae
Gene: RBH1
Product: LALA0S11e03730g1_1
Exons: 1
Coding region: 1-2535 (844 amino acids)
Source: RefSeq, a predicted model, not a curated record
AUGGAUUCGAGAAUGGGAUUGUUGGUGAACUCCGAAGACGAACAUGUGUCUCUCUUAACGCAGCUGCAGCGUUUGCUGGAGCCUCGUCAGAUGGAUGCCACCACAUCAAAUACAUCCAGUUGUGACCCGUUGAGCAAACUUCUGCAACAAUCCGCUGCGUUGAGUGCUACGUGCAGAAAAGUGCUGCAAAAACAUACGGGUGUAGCUCAGCAGCAGCAGCUGCUUCGCUCAGUAUCGGAUUAUAGCAGCGUGUUUACCAGCUGGCUGGAAGACCACGAAGUGCAACACUCUUAUUCCACGCUUCUCGAGCAAUCAGUGACGCUCAUCUUCGAAACCAAUGAAGCCGUCCUUCUGCGGCGCUUUUCACCAAUAUCGGAGUUCACCAGGCUCUUGUUGGCCUUGGUUCGUCGAUUGCAAGAGAUGGCCUCAAUGUGCAUGCCACCAAAUAAAAAAGUCCUGUCCAUCACCAGAUCGUUUGAGGAACGAUUUUUGUUGCAAUGGAACCGUGUGGACUCCAACUCUUUCCGAUAUGACGACGUGAAACCUCUGACAAGUCUCAUUCAUGGUCAUAUUGGUGCACCAUUGGUGGAUGCUGCCAAAUCUACUGAAAGAGGCUACUUCAAACUUUCAGCACCCGUAUUGGAACACCACAACCGUCUAGUGGAGCUUUUCCAAUUGAGCACUGGAGAACUAGGCAUAUUUAUAGUGAGUUCAGGACAACUUUCACCGAUGUCUGUGGAUCAGGUUUCGCAGCUUGUUCUCGUUAGCCGGAAUUUGAAGUCCGUGCAGCUGGGCAGAACUCUACUUUUCCCACCUCUCAGACAGAAUGAUCUCCAAAUUGUUUCUACAAGUUCUAACGGUAUCGAGCUGAAGGCCAACACAGAAAAUGGUGUCAAGCUCACACUAGUUGCCCUAAGUCCUGCGCAAUGGAAUAACAAUUGGAGGUCGUAUUUUGAAAUGAUGUUCCGUGAGAUCACUUCGGAAGUGUUCAUGCCGUCAGAGCCACAAGUCUCCAGUCUAUCACCGUCGACCGAGUCAAGGCAUUCGCUACAAAACUUCAGGCUCAAGCACAAAAAGCUGUCGUCCCUUCGUCCGAACGAUAACGCUGGUCUCGGGUUCAAUCCAAUGGAUACCUCUCCACAGCCGAGCAAAGUUGUCGAUGGACGCAAUGUUUCCCAGUUGCAUAAGUCUAAACCUUUAGAUGGUUCUCUGGUAUCUCUGGUCUCCUCCCUCCAUCCACUAGAGGAUUUGGACGACUUUGGGUGCGAGUCGUUACUUAGACUGGAUCAGGACAUCAACAUGCAGGGAUCUCCAAUAUCACACUGUGAACCGCGCGUCAGCGUGGAAAAUUUCAAAAGGAUAAAUUCUGAGUCGUCAGUGUCAAAAGAGGAAGUUUCCUCUGGCGAAUACGCGGAAGACGGUGAAAGCAUUGUAUCGUCUGUGGAUGACCAGAAAAGCGAGGGACCUUUUGAUUUGAGUUCCGAAUUUCAUCGGCCACAGUUGAUUAAAAGGAAAUCAUCAUCACUAUUGAGCAUCUUCAGCUCUAAUAAAGCUAAGUCCUCAUCCAAAUUGUCAAAGGGUACGCCGCUAGACUUCCCAUCCGGUAACUCGACUGCAAGUCUAUUGAAACUGCCCAGACCGCAAUCACCCGCAGAUGAAACCCCAAUAACAUUUCGCCAGGACGAGUUUUGCUCGUUACCGGCCGAAAUUGAUGUUAAUGAAGGCUUCCAAAUCUGCAACCACAGCGUCAAGGUCUCAUAUUGGUCUUCCAACAGGUGGGAGUCGAUAUCCUCAAAGUCUUUGUCUUUCAAGCUUCACGAAACUACCGACGGUAGGGUCGUGAGCAUACUGUGCAGCGCAACAGAUAACGGACUAAUAAAAUUGUGCGCCCUUGUGACACCGGACUGGAAGGUCACUAGACCUGCCGCUCAGGAUGUUCAACUUAGAAUCCCUAGCUCCAGCUCUCUUGUCUCAAUUCUACCCAGCGGUUCUACUGUCAUCAGCCUGAGAUGUCAACAGAUCGACAAACUGAUGAACACAUUGCAUCACUGCAUCAGACAGAAUCUUCCUUCGCGAAUUCGAGCCUCAAACACUUCAGGCACACUGUCCACCACCUCAUCUACAUUCAGUGGACUUGAUAAAUCUGUGACACGCUCGGAUACAAACUCUACCGGGUUAUCAUCGAUUGCACAGGACAUCUUCAGUCGCUACAAGGACCAAACCGUAUCCCUUUUACUGUUGUCCAACGUUAAAGUCCGACUUCAUUACAGAAAUGGCAAGGCAGGGUGGGAAAUCAAGGAUAAAGGUUUACUGGGGUUGUAUUCUCAGGAACUGCGAGGCCAUGUUAUAGGCAUGAAAUUCGAUGUCAUAAUGGGCAACGCUAAGAAGCAAGAGUUCGUUAGUAAGAUCAAUGACAUUAAAAGUAUUGGGCGUACUGGAAUCGCAUUGGUUCACGAGGAGAGUGAUUACCUGGUAGAGUUCAGGAACCAGAUUGUCGCGAACGAAGUCUUCAGACUAAUUUCGUGCCUGAUAUAA